Messenger RNA from Dioscorea cayenensis subsp. rotundata (Guinea yam), 2100 nucleotides. RefSeq lists its product as uncharacterized. NCBI's taxonomy places the organism in Eukaryota, Viridiplantae, Streptophyta, Magnoliopsida, Dioscoreales, Dioscoreaceae. The record is from RefSeq and is a predicted model, not a curated record. Bases 1 to 2100 code for a protein of 699 amino acids. The transcript has 7 exons.
AUGUUUUUCUUCAAACAAUUUUGGGAAACGAUCAAAGAUGACAUUUUCAGACUCUGCGAUGACUUCUAUGCAGGAAAGGCUAACUUGGAAAGGAUAAACUGGGCUAACAUUGCGCUCAUUCCAAAGGUGGAGUCUCCUGAAUCCCCGGGUGACUUCAGGCCAAUCAGCCUUAUUAAUUCGUCUCUCAAAAUCAUCUCUAAGCUCUUGGCUAUCCGUUUGGGAAAAGUAAUGAAUGACUUAGUUGAUUUUGCCCAAUCUGCUUUCUUGCGGGGCAGAUGUAUCCUAGAUAAUGUUGCAAUCGCAGAGGAAUUGAUUUUCAGUUUGAAGAAAAGAAGGAUACCUGGGUACAUUCUGAAAGAGGACUUUUCUAAGGCGUUUGACCUUGUGGACUGGGAAUUCUUAUUGGAUCUGCUCAAAGCUAGGGGAUUCGGGUCCAAGUGGUUGGGUUGGAUCGAGAGAAUUCUUGCUUCUACCAAAGCUAACGUGUUAAUCAAUGGGGCUCCUAAUGGUUACAUUCGUUACUGUAGAGGAUUACGACAGGGUGAUCCUUUAUCCCCGUUGCUUUUCAUCUUGAUUACAGAUGUGCUUUCCUCGAUGUUCAGGCAUGCUCUCGACUCCAGGAUUCUGGUGGGGGUGCCACUCGGCCCGGGUAGGAAUAGAUGCAACCUGCAUUUCGCGGACGACCUUCUGAACGGGGGUCCUCCCGGAGACUGCGGCGGCCGAGACUUUGAAUUGUGCGGUGGGGUUGCUCCCGGUUACUUAUUUGGGCGUACCUCUCUCGGGGGGUUACCUUCUUGGGUAGUUCGCGCAAUUGACUGGAUUAGAAGGGACUUUUUAUGGUCAGGGCCUGACAUCGAUAAGCCCAGGUGCCGGCUUGUUAGCUGGAAAGCCCUCUGUCGUGAUAGGGAGCAAGGAGGCUGGGGGAUUCUUGAUCUAAAUAACUUUAAUAAGGCGUUGUUAGGGAAGUGGUGGUGGAAAUACGCGAAUGAUCCAGAUGGGGAAGGGACUGAAGUAAUCCAUUUCAACUAUGGUAGUGUUAGCUGGGACAUGUUCCCGCGCACUAGUGGAAGGAUGUCUUUUUUCUGGAAAGGUGUUCUGAAGAUUCUUCCUGUGUUAAGAUGUUGUGUUACGAGUACAAUCAACUCCGGCUCGGAAACCUUCUUCUGGAAAGAUCGGUGGCUCAAUGGGAGAGCACCUAUGAAUGUGUGGCCGGAGCUUUAUUGUGAGAGUAAGUGGCGGGAUGCUACCUUUGAGGAGCUGGGCCAUUUGCUUGAGAAUCAACCAUAUUGUGAGGAUGAGGGUGUUAUCCAAUUUAGGGAUAGAUGGAGGGCCAGGGCUCAGGAUGGGAGAGAUUUAAAAAAAUGGUCGAUCAAUGGUAAUGGUAUGUUCUCAGUGAAAUCCCUGUACAACUUCCUAAACGAUGGGGGUACCAGGUGUGAGGUGGCGAAGUUCUUCUGGAAAAGCAAAUGUCCCAAGAAGGUUAAUAUUUUCAAUUGGCAAAGACCGAAAGCCUCACCCAGAGAGAAGUUGGGGAAGCGAGAAGGGUCUUGGAUGAAAGAGGAACUGGAAGCAAAAGCUCUCUUUCUCUCCCCCUCUCAGGCGCUUGCAGUGGCAACGGCGACAAAUCUCUCCUUCGCUGUUCUUUUUGGUGGCGACUUCAACUCUUGUUUCUUCAUCCAUCUUCAUCGAUUGGGGAACACAACAGCAGCAACCAUGAGGGUAGUCAAGCGACACCAACGAACCACAACGGCGGCUUCCUUGACAGGCUGUGGCGGAGAGCAGCGGCAACGAGAGGAUGGCAUGCUUGGCGGCAUUAUCUCAGCCAUCAAGCAUGCCGCGGCGAUGAUCAAUGGCAACGGUGACUGGCAGCGACAGCAACAACGAGAGACGAGUGUGGCAUGCUUGGCGGCAUUAUCUCAGCCAUCCAAGCAUGCUACGAUGGUGAACAACGGCAUCGCAGAUAAGGAACAGGCGAAACUGGAAGAUAUGAUGACUACAGUUCGACGCAACCUGAACUUCACUGGACCGAGGAACCAGAUGGACAGGAUGGAAAUGAUGGAAUCAACGGCCGAGGAGGCACUCGACGGUAACAUGGGCUAG